Molecule: messenger RNA, 699 nt
Organism: Trypanosoma theileri
Lineage: Eukaryota; Euglenozoa; Kinetoplastea; Trypanosomatida; Trypanosomatidae
Product: L-threonine 3-dehydrogenase
Exons: 1
Biological process (GO): L-threonine catabolic process
Molecular function (GO): L-threonine 3-dehydrogenase activity
Source: RefSeq, a predicted model, not a curated record
AUGCUGCGCAACACCCGUCUGUUCCUUAACCCUAACGCACAGCGCGUUCUCAUCACUGGCGGACUUGGCCAGAUCGGUACAGACCUCAGCCUCGCACUGCGCGAGAGGUUUGGCGCCGAUUCUGUUCUCACAACCGACAUGGUGAAGCCCCAUGCAAAGCACCCGCUCGCUGGCUCGAAGGGGUACCAGCAGUUGGACUGCAUGAACCGUGAUGCUUACGAGCAGCUGGUGAAGGACUUCAAGCCAACGUGGCUCUGCCACCUUCCCGCUAUCAUGUCUGUUCGCGGUGAGAACGAGCCGAAGCUUGCCCUCGACCUGAACAUCUCCACAGCACGCUAUGCACUUGAUUUGGCACGUGACUACAAGAUGCGUGUUUUCAUUCCAAGCACAAUCGCCGCAUUCGGUGACAAGUGCGGCAAGGUGAUGACGAAGGAUGACACAGUCCUGAACCCCUCUACAGUGUACGGUGUCACCAAGGUCUUUGCUGAGCUUCUCGGCGCCUACUACCGCGACAAGAUGGGCGUGGACUUCCGCAGUGUGCGCUUCCCAGGUAUUAUCUCCGCGGCAACACUUCCCGGCGGUGGCUCCACGGACUACGCCAUCCACAUGUACCACUGCGCCCUGGCCAAGACAAAGUACGUGUGCCCUGUGCUCCCAGAUGAGCCCCUGCCGAUGAUGUACAUGCCGGACACGUUGAGG